Molecule: messenger RNA, 1521 nt
Organism: Perca fluviatilis (European perch)
Lineage: Eukaryota; Metazoa; Chordata; Actinopteri; Perciformes; Percidae
Gene: ctc1
Product: CTS telomere maintenance complex component 1
Biological process (GO): positive regulation of DNA replication; telomere maintenance via telomere lengthening
Cellular component (GO): CST complex
Molecular function (GO): single-stranded DNA binding; telomeric repeat DNA binding
Source: RefSeq, a predicted model, not a curated record
ACUCUCCUCCUGGAGCACCAAUCAGCAGCGAGCGUGGGCCAAGGAGGCGGAGCUUAGUGUGCCGGGUCAGCGGGCCCUGCCCCGCGUCAACCUGCUUCUGAUUGGCUGUCUGAGAGACGGGGGGGGCGGAGCCUGGAGGCUGGAGGACGCCAGCGGCAACGUCAGCUGGGAGUGCCUGUCUCCCUCUCCUCUGUGGCUGAAUCGUCCUGUCUUCCUCCCCCACUGGAACUACAUCCCCCACAAUGCCCCGGGGCCGGCUGAGGCCGGAGGCUGCGUGGAGCUGAUUGGUUCUCCGGUUCUGCUGAGUCGUGAGCAGGGAUUGGCUGCCGUGCCUGGAGGGGCGGGGCUUAGCGGAGCAGUGGGAGUCAGAGAGGCUGCAGGGAUACUGACCAACAGGACUGGAGGCCAGCGGGUGUCUGUCUGUGGUCAGGUGUCUUCAGUCUGCCCUCUGCUGGUCGUUGCAGGAACUUCCUUCUUCUGUUUCUCUCUGACCGACGGAGCUCACUCUCUUCCUGUCCUCGUCAAGGACAGCGGGCGUCUCUGGUGGACUCAGUGUGUGUGUGUCGGUCAGAGUGUGUGUGUGACGGCGCUGCGCGUGUGCGUCCUGCGAGGCUGGAGAGGAAACAACAUCCUGUGUGCGACCGACCGAUCUGAAAUACACACAAACUACACACUCACUGACCCUGAGCCGCCGUCGGACACGCCCCCUCUGCUGAUGAUGUCACACAACGAUGACGACCACUCUGAGGAGGAGGCGGAGCCUGAGAGAGAGGCCGGCCAAUCAGCUGUCAGGAUGAAGAAGUCCAGAGUCAUCAGUUACCAGGGCACGGUGACGGAGGUGGUGAGUGAGGGGGCGGGACUGUACGUGAUUGACAGGAAGGUGGGGCUGUGUCUGGCCUAUCAGCCGACUCCAAGGAGGAAACUGAGAGCCGGAGACUCUGUGGAGCUGCAUCACGUGCACUUCCUGUACCGGCCGUGCCCAGACUUUCCUCCCAGCAUGCUUUGCACCUGUCUGCGCUCCAGCCUGCGGGUCAGCGCCUUCAGCCGGGCGGCGAGCGACACGCCUGACGUCCGUUGCCCCGACGACGGAGCGUUACCACGGUUACUGCUGGAGAAGAACAUGGGCGUGUCCCAGUACCUGUGGGCCUGUCACCUGAGCUCCCAGCUCGCUCGCAGUCUGGUUCCAGGUGUGCUGAAGCAGCAGUGUGUGUGUGUGUUGUCAUGGAAACUGAUGGAGUGUGUGUGGAGACGAGGACGAGGAAGGAGAGACAUCUACUCAGAGAUGUUAGACGAGCCGCACACCUGUCCUCUGACACAGUACAGCGUGGACCGUGCGGUGCAUCAGUACAUCAGUGUCUCAGGUCUCCGUGAGUGUCUGGAGACAGAGUGCUGGUCCUCAGUGUCUCUCAGCUCUCUGCUGCCCCCUGAUGGACCCGGUCUGUCCCGGUCCCAGAUCAACACAGCUCUGUCCUGGUCCUGCAGGACUCUAACCUCUGACCCCCAGGCCGGGGACAGCCUCAG